GCAGGAAUGGCGGCUAAGAUUACUAGAGGAAGGAGCCCAAAGACCAUGAAACUUUACUUCUAACGGCCCCGCUGAGGAAUCUGUCUCCAGCGAAACGCAGAAACACCGCCCCGUAACGGAUUACCGGGAGAAGAAGUGCUCUAAGGAGAGAUUGAGGCGGUAGAUGUCCGGGCUGAGCUAGUUAGCUUUAGUGCCACUGACUUUGAUUCAAGGAGCCGCUAGCUCGUCGCUCUGCUAGCCAGCUGUUGGCUACUUGGCUUGGCUGGACAACAAGUUCACUAAGUAAUUAACUGUAUGAAAACAUUCCUUAUUUGAAUCUUUAAGUGGUGAUCAUCUGUCUUUGUCACCAGAUAGUAUUAGGGUUUCUACGGAGAGUUGAAUCAAGUCGCCACAGCGCGGUGAGAACAUUAUUCCUGCUAACCAGCUAGUUAGGAUCCUGAAGUCUCGCCCAUUUGUUGGAUCCUGCCCCAGCCAUUGGCUAAAGGGCUCAUCAACAGCCAAGUAGUCUGGUUUUCAGGGCUCCAUUGGUACUAAGAUGGAAAGUCUAACGCUGACUGAUGUCGAGCAGAAAUAUUACUCGGAUCUGUUCGUUUACUGCGACACGGACAACACCAAGAAAGUGGCUUCAAACGGGAGAGUUCUUGACCUUUUCCGGGCGGCCCAGCUGCCCAGCGAGGUGGUCCUGCAGAUCACAGAGCUGUGUGGAGCCACUCGGCUGGGUCACUUCGGGCGGAGCCAGUUCUACAUCGCUCUGAAGCUCAUUGCCAUCGCCCAGUCCGGUCUGCCCCUGAGGGUGGAAAGCCUCAACUCGGUCAAAGACCUGCCGCUGCCCCGGUUCGUAGUGGGGAAGAAUGAGGCGGAGGCGAGACACGCGGCGCUCUACCAGGACACAGACAGUCAGGGCCUGUACCCUGGCUCCGCCCACGCAGUAAUACCCAGACCACCAGGCAGGGGGGUCCAGAACAAGAAAGGACCCCCAACCACCACCUCGCUUCCUGCCCACGAGGUCAUCCAGCCCCUCGCACCCAACAUAGAACCACAGCCUGAACCGACGUCCCCAGUGGUCUCCCCUCACCAGUCUCCCCCCACCUCUCCUCCCUCGUGGAGGAAACACAAGCGGCAGCCCAGCGGAGGAAACGCCGACAGGCAGCCGGUGGUGGCGCCGACUGGAGCUGUGUGGACGCAGUUCAGAGAUCCACAAGGAGUUCCAGUUCCCACUGAUGGCAUGUGGCCGUCCCACUCGCCCCCGCCUCCGGGUCAGGAGAGCUGGGUCAGUUUCACAGCGGACACCCCGCCAUCCAGCGCAAUCCCAGGAAUGCAUCCCUCGUCAGUCCAGGAAAGCACAACAAUACGAACGGUGGCCUCAGCAGCAACAACCAAUGAGAUCCAGCGACAGUCGAGCGGCUACGACGAUCCGUGGAAGAUCACGGACGAGCAGAGACAGUAUUAUAUCAACCAGUUCAAAACCAUCCAGCCAGACCUCACCGGCUUCAUACCUGGUUCAGCCGCAAAAGAAUUCUUCACCAAAUCAAAACUACCGAUUUUAGAGUUGUCACACAUUUGGGAGCUGUCAGACUUUGAUAAAGACGGAGCGCUGACCCUGGAUGAAUUCUGUGCCGCCUUCCACCUGGUCGUGGCCAGGAAGAACGGCUACGACCUCCCCGAGAAGCUGCCUGAAAGCCUGAUGCCAAAGCUGAUUGACCUGGAUGACUCAGCAGAGGUCCCGGAGCAGACUGCAGACGUUGGAUACUCGGGCUCCCCGGUGGAGGUCACCCCCAGUAAAUCUCCCUCCAUGCCUUCACUCAACCAGGCCUGGCCCGAGAUGAACCAGAGCAACGAGCAGUGGGAGACGUUUAGCGAGCGCUCCUCCAGCUCACAAACUCUGACCCAAUUUGACUCUAACAUUGCACCAGCUGACCCUGACACGGCCAUCGUGCACCCAGUCCCCAUCCGGAUGACACCCAGUAAGAUCCACAUGCAGGAGAUGGAGCUGAAGAGGACCGGCAGCGACCACAACCACCCGACCAGUCCGCUGCUGGCUAAACCUCCCGAACUGUCCGAAGAAGCCAAAUUACCUGCCUCCAUGAAGUUUGUAGCCGCCAACACUGUCGGUGAUGGUUACAGCAGUUCAGACUCCUUCACCUCAGACCAGGAGCCCAUCACAAGACAAAGGUCUCAGUCGGGAACGUCUCCAGAGGCUCUGAAGGUGGUGGCCCCCCCUCCACCCCCGCCCCGCCCCCACCCCUCUCACUCCCGCUCCUCGUCUCUCGACAUGAACCGCACCUUCGCUGCCGCAACCGCUACAGGACAACCACCAUCCUCUACGAUAGCUUACCCGCCCGCCGUGCCUCCUCGACCGCUGCCCACACAGUCGUCGGCACCACACGGCGGGCAUCGUGCAGAGGCCGAGGCUGCACCAGGAGGCGGCGCGGCGCUCACCACCACCUCCCCUCAGCAGAUUCCUCAGCAGCCUAAUUUCGCUGACUUCAGUCAGUUUCAGGCCUUCGCUGCAUCUGAACAGCCUUCCAGCCUGCCAGAGGUCGAUAUACACAGUGAGCCUGGACAGGUGGAAAAGUCUUCAGAGGGAGCCGGCCCUUUAAGAACAGUCAAGAGUGACGGCCAAGCAGACGAGAGAGUCCCAGCUAUCGUCAACUCUGCCAAAGUUUCGGGGUCCGGCCCGCUAGCGCCUCCUCCAAAACCAGUGCGCCGAAGGUUGAAAUCUGAAGACGAGCUUCGACCGGAGGACGAGCAACACGGUCCGCAGAAAUCAAACGUCAUAGCUGCCGUCCUGGCCACUCAGCCCUCCAUCCCCAGGUCAGUAGGAAAGGACAAAAAGGCGAUUCAAGCUUCAAUCAGAAGAAACAAGGAGACAAACACAGUGCUGGCACGACUUAACAGUGAACUGCAGCAACAGCUGAAGGACCUGCUUGAAGAGAGGAUAUCCCUGGAAGUCCAGCUGGAGCAGCUCAGACCUUUCUCUCACCUUUAACCAACGUGAAGAGGGAAAACCCGGCUGUUCAUCCGAAGCAAGACUGUGGCCCUCCGUGUGACUCCCCCUCCAUCCCUCCAUCCCUCCAUCCCUCCUUCCCUCCUUCCUCCAUCUCGGCUUUCCCUGGAGGCUCCGGCCUGCUGCAGGGUGCUCCGUUAAAAACUCUUAACGCUCAAUCACACACGUAUUAAUCAUAAAAACCGGAAGGACCUGAGAGCACAGUCUUACCAAGAGGAGGAGGAGGAGGAGGAGACAGGAGCGUGUGGGGGGAUUUUACAAACUGGCACUUUUUUCAAGUAUCUCUAAAGAGAGGAACGUGAGGACGACAGCGGACUGAGAAACGGUCAGGAGCGGCGGACAAGACGCUCUGAAGACAAACUGCUGGGGUCUGAUUACUUAACUCUCUGAAUGACUGAAGAAGAAAGGCAGAGUGUGUUUGUCGUGUGUGUGUGUGUGUGUGUAUGUUCGGUCGUUUGUGUUCCUGUUUAGUGACUUACUUGAAGCUAGCACCAAUAUGUUUAUCCUCUCUUUGGGUACAGACUCUGCUGCACCAAACUCCUGUUAAAAAUCUGGCAAAUUUCAAGAAGCAGUUCCGUGUUUUUGGGAAAUAUGCUUCUUUGCUUUCUUUUUUAAGCAUUUGAAGAGAAGAUCCAUAUCAAACUCGUCUUGUGCAGUCAAUCUUGUGCAGAGAUGGGGUCUGUGAUUAGCUUAGCUUAGCAUAAAGACUGGAAGCAAGGGGAAACAGCUAGCGGGGCUCUGUCUAAAGCUCAAAAUUACAAAAACAGUAACUUAAAAACAUAAAUUUCUGUUUUUUUUAGGGGGAAAUCUCUUCAUCUAAUUUGAGGGGAAGUGUAUUUCCCAAAAUGUUGAACUAUUAUUUUUUACUGUGCUCUCAAUUAUUGGUGUACCUGCUUUUCUACUGCCUUCAGAACUGGAAAACUGUUGUGGAAAACAGGACGCUAAAAGCAUUUCUGCUUUAAAUAUUAUCAAUUUGCCUCCCAAAUGUCAUGGUAUUCAAAUAAUCAGUUAAAAAUUAGGUAACAAAAACAUGCUUUGACAACUUAGAGGCUUUGAAAACAUGAGAAAGUCCACACCAGGAAUCUACAUUUGCUAGUAUGCAAAAAAUUGACUUUCUUUUACCUGGACUUUGGUGUGGUCGGUCUCUUCAUAAACAUACUGUGCUACUUCUGAACAGGACUUUGUGUGUGUUUUUGUGAGGCCUUUAAUGGCUAAAUCAUCAUGGUGAAGGCUUUUUUUUUUUGUUGACUCAUCCUGUGACAUGAAUUCAGCCCGCCUCUCUCUUCUUACUGCCCCUUGAAAUCUACGUGCGUGUUGAUGGCGUGAUGCGGUGAAUGGAUGUCGUCUUCUUUUUUCUUUAUGUUACACAGUGUUUGGGGUUUGAUGUGACUGAACGGUUAAACUUUAUGCCAAAUGACUGAACUAUCACUGCUCUCUCACCUCUACUUUGGGCUGUGUUUAAAAAAAAAAAAAAAGUGCAACCUCUUUUCCCUCCUACAGGUUUCUUUCUCUUGAUUUUUUUUUUCAAACACAGCUGUGUGUGAACAUCUCAGCUUUCUUUUAAACAUCUAAUACGCGGUUGCUGCGGUUAAUUCCCGUCUUUUACCUUCACCUCGAUGGGAAACUUUUGAGUUUAAGUUACUACAAGGAGUUUUAACUGGUUAUGGAUUAAUCUAAAUGUAAUCCUGGUGCCUCUGUUUGAGCUAAAUAAGCAAACCAGACCAUCGGUGGAGAGGAUUAUCUAUUUUUAAUAGAUAAGAUGCUGGUUGGGAGGAUCUUACAUGUGAUUAGAGACCAUUUGUUCAUUGACUUUGGAGGGAAGUUUCACUGUGUUAACCAACAGCUGGUGGAUGAAGAGAAGCUGCAGAAAGGCAGUACGGUACUCAUGCAGCUGCAGGACUUGGAGCUCAACACCCACUUCCUGGGGGCCAACACCAUCAACACUGCUGGGGGUCCACGCCGUAUCGCUGGGCUCGCUGGCGGGAAGGGACGCACAGAAGAACCAGAACCAGGACUGAGCAGGGCAUCCUGUCAGACCCCGCUGCAGUAAAAUAAGAGGUUUUCUGAAGGGAGUCUGGUGCACUACCGCUUUCCUCCACCGGGGCCGCCAACAUCAACACAACAGUUCCUUGUAGUAACUUUAAAACAGACAUUCACUUGAAGGUUUUGGAGAUUUUCCAGCUGCUUGACUGCAGGAAGCGGCAUUUAUGAAGAAUUGUUGUUUGUGACCGGGGAGAAGUUUUCCUGUGAUUUUCCGGUCAGCAAACACAACGUGCACAGAUCCAAACUGACGGUGCAGAUAGAGUAAAAAAAGAAUAUUCAGCUGUUUUCCAAUCGGGCAGUCGGCACUAUGCAAGUACGGGCGAUACAUCCUCACAACUAUACUUAGCUGUUUGUACUCUGAUAGUAGCAACUGUGUGAACAGUAUACUCUGGUUUUUGUAUCUUAGAUCUUCCAGAAACACCAUCUACUGUAUGCUUGUGAUUCAUUUUGCCUUUUAUUUUUUUGUUUGUUCGUUUUCUGGAGCUUACCCUGCCCCCCCCCCCCCCCCCUCCUCCUUCCCCGGCUCCAGAGGAAAGUCCAGAUCAGUGUUUUAUCAGGGCACUUUCACCCUAAAUCGGCAAGAUGCGACCCUCGCUGGGUGCGGAUGAAGCUUAACAGGACUACAGACGGAGAGCAGUCGACAGAGUGGAAAACCUGAAUGACCCAACUGCACUUUGAACUAAAACCCUCCCCGCCUCUCCCUCUCUCAUCCCUUUUUUCUUUUAUAUUUGUUACACCCCCUCUUCUACUUUCUUUUAGCAUGUUGUUCUCGUCUUUCACAUGUAAUUUAAAAAAAAAAAGAUGCUUUAAGGAGAAAGAAAAUAAUGAACCACUCGAGUUUUAUUUCUUCAGUACGACCAUGGAAACUGUACGUUUUUUUUUUUGUGCCAGUACCCUAAAAUCUCCUGUCUUGUUUGGUCGAUUAUUAUUAUUUUUUAUGAGUGUUUUGUCCCUUUUGGAGCUUCCUGUGUGUUCACGAAGAACCUUGUCUUCUUCGAAAAGCCUUACUCCCCCCGACUGGCAUUCAGGUUUCCACGGUGGCCGACUGACCUCUCUUCCUUGUUGUAUCAAGGCUCGCCUUCUUUUUUCUGCUGUUGAGGACGAUGAUGUACUUGGUGAGUGUGUGUGUGUGUGCGUGCGUGUGUGUGUGUGCGUGUUAUAUUGUUUCAGACCUGGAACUAAUACCAUUUAAAACCCUAUUAAAAACCUUCACGUGGGAUUGAUUUAUGUUUGCUAGCACAAUAGCUCCCCGUUCAUCCUUAAACCCAAAAGGCAAUCCAGGCAGGCAGAAGCAAUCACCAAGUCUUUGAUGGGAUUUUUAAUGCUAUUUGCUCCCAGAUCUGUGUUGUAUAUUGUAUAUGAUACACACUUUUGGACUCAUAUGUAAAUUUGCAUUAAUUGCUGACUAACAGCGAAAGAAUAUUCUAUUUAAUUCCUUCUCUCUUGGCUGUGGGAUCCUAGAUGUUUAACUGCAUGGAUGUACUGUAUCUCUGCAGAGUCAACUAGCAGCUGUGUGAUUUUUACACAAAAAUAAAAACGGCACAAUAUUUUAAACGCU
Messenger RNA from Centropristis striata (black sea bass), 6608 nucleotides. It is a transcript of the gene reps1, whose product is annotated as RALBP1 associated Eps domain containing 1. Gene Ontology annotation, biological process: endocytosis; endosomal transport. The transcript is spliced from 19 exons. Gene Ontology annotation, cellular component: cytoplasm; plasma membrane. Gene Ontology annotation, molecular function: protein binding; calcium ion binding. The coding region runs from base 536 to 2989 and encodes 817 amino acids. The record is from RefSeq and is a predicted model, not a curated record. Lineage: Eukaryota; Metazoa; Chordata; Actinopteri; Perciformes; Serranidae.